Messenger RNA from Musa acuminata subsp. malaccensis (wild Malaysian banana), 2062 nucleotides. Its product is annotated as probable metal-nicotianamine transporter YSL12. NCBI's taxonomy places the organism in Eukaryota, Viridiplantae, Streptophyta, Magnoliopsida, Zingiberales, Musaceae. Gene Ontology annotation, molecular function: oligopeptide transmembrane transporter activity. Gene Ontology annotation, cellular component: membrane. The record is from RefSeq and is a predicted model, not a curated record.
AAAACACAAAACAAGACUCUUCUCCUUCCUCUCCAGAGGGGUACCGGCGGAGGGAGGAGCUGACGAUGGAGAAGGAGGAGGGGCAGCAGCCGCCGCCGCCAUGGCGGGAGCAGCUGACGGUGCGGGCGAUGGUGGUGAGCUUCGCGCUAUCGGUGAUGUUCAGCGUGAUCGUGAUGAAGCUGAACCUGACCACCGGCAUCAUCCCUUCCCUCAACGCCGCCGCCGGCCUCCUCGGCUUCUUCCUGGUCAAGCUCUGGACCAAGGCGCUGGAGCACGUCGGCCUCCUCCGCACCCCCUUCACCCGCCAGGAGAACGCCGUCAUCCAGACCUGCGUCAUCGCCGCCUACGGCCUCGUCUUCAGCGGUGGCUUUGGAAACUACCUUUUUGGCAUGAGUUCAAAGAUCGCCAGCCAAGCAGCAGAAGCAAAUGAUUCGGAUAACAUAAAGGACCCAAGCUUAGGAUGGAUGAUAGGAUAUAUGUUCAUCAUUGGUUUUCUUGGACUGUUCUCUCUUGUUCCCCUCAGAAAGAUACUGAUCAUCGACUACAAGCUGAUCUAUCCAAGUGGCACUGCAGCUGCAUACCUUAUCAAUGGCUUCCAUACUCCUCAGGGUGAAAAGCAGGCCAAGAAACAAGUAUGGACACUGGGCAAGUCCCUCAUCUGCAGCUUCCUCUGGGGUUUCUUCCAGUGGUUUUACACGGCUGGUGAUGCUUGCGGGUUCAAAGCUUUCCCUACGUUCGGUCUCAAAGCUUAUGAGAACACGUUCUUCUUCGACUUUUCUGCUACGUAUGUUGGAGUUGGAAUGAUUUGCCCACACAUCGUGAAUGCAUCGUUUCUCCUGGGAGCCAUUCUUUCAUGGGGAAUCAUGUGGCCUCUCGUAAGCAAUCAAAGAGGAGACUGGUAUCCUGCAGAUAUCCCUUCAACCAGCCUUCAGAGCUUGCAAGGUUACAAGGUCUUCAUAGCCGUCGCCAUGAUCCUUGGAGAUGGCCUCUACAACUUGCUCAAGGUCCUGCGUCGAACGACAUCCUCCUUCUUUGCCGCCGUGUGGAGGAGCCCCGAGAGCGUGCUUCCCAUCGUCGACGACGACGACCGCCCUGCAGAGAGCCCUCCCGUUUCACCCGAGGACCAAAGGCGAGCUGAGGUCUUCCUCAAGGAAGAAAUCCCUGGGUGGAUUGCGUAUGGGGGCUACGUCGCCCUGGCCGUGCUCUCCAUUGUCACGCUUCCCCACGUCUUCCCCCCUCUCAAGUGGUACUACAUCUUGGUGGCCUACGUGGUCGCCCCUGUCUUGGCCUUCUGCAACGCCUACGGUUGCGGCCUUACAGACUGGAACAUGGCCUCCACCUAUGGGAAGCUCGCUAUCUUCAUUUUCGGAGCUUGGGCAGGCGCCUCUCAUAGCGGUGUGCUCGCAGGCCUCGCGUCCUGCGGCGUCGUGAUGUGCACCGUUUGCACUGCAUCGGAUCUCAUGCAGGACUUCCGGACCGGCUACUUAACAAUGUCUUCUCCGAGGUCGAUAUUCGUGAGCCAAGUCAUUGGCAUCGCCAUGGGCUGCGUGAUUGCUCCCUGCGUCUUCUGGCUCUUCUACAAUGCCUUCACCGACAUCGGCGUCCCUGGCAGUCAAUACCCUGCACCUUUUGCUCUCAUGUACCGGAACAUGGCGAUACUAGGAGUCGAUGGCUUCUCCUCGCUGCCGAAACACUGCCUCGCUCUCUGCUACUCCUUCUUCGCGCUCGCCAUCGCCAUCAACCUGGCGAAAGACUUGUCUCCCAAGAAGGUGGCAAGGCUUAUACCGAUUCCAAUGGCAAUGGCCAUACCGUUCUACAUCGGAUCGUCCGUCGCGGUAGACAUGUGCGUAGGAAGCGUGAUACUGUAUGUGUGGGCAAAGAUCGAUCAGGAGGCGGCCGACGCAUCUGGUCCGGCAGUGGCGUCUGGCUUGAUAUGUGGGGAUGGGAUGUGGGGUCUUCCUCAAGCUGUGCUUGCGCUGGCUCAAGUGCGGCCACCAAUGUGCAUGCAGUUUGUUCAUGGAGAAUGAAUGAGACAGUCAAUUGGAGAUGUAGUUAAAAUACA